AUUAUAGGACGUUUUCGUCGUUGAAUAAAUUCCUAAAAAUAUUGCAUUUUGUUUACGUUAUUUUACUUAAUCUAAACAUGUUUUUCUGCAGAUGUUAAGAAAUAAGCUUUAUUAGAUUAUUAUCUAUCAAGAUGACCACAAAAUGCAACUUAUUUUCGAUAGUGUCAAAUACCCUAUUUGUAAAAUUGAACCAAUAAACGGUCUAUGGUUUACGGAAAAAUCUACCAAAAACAAGGUCUACGGUUUAGUGCCAUAUUUGUGUAUUGUAUUAGUAUUGGAGGCGUUAUCUUUAGUUGUAUAGUUGAUCGAAGGUAAUAGGGUAAUUUCAGUAGUGAAAAAUAAAUAAAAAAAAGUACAAACUCACGAUUUACUUUGAAAUAAAAAUAUACUUGGGGGGCCGUAGCCGUAGAUAGUACGGUGAUUCGACACUUCAGAAAUAGUAUUAAAAAAUACAACAUGGUAUUUAAAAUAACUGAGGGACACUUCCACCCAAGAAGUUUAGAUGUCUUUUAAAUCAUCUUUUUUUGCUUCCACCAGACAAAAGAGUUUAUUAAAAUGUGAAUACCUACCUAGUAAAACUUUUUGAAAAUCUUUGUUUCCAAAUUGAAAUAUUAUUUUUUUAUUAACGCGCAAUAUCUGACAUACAAAUGCCAAUUUUUUUUCUAUUGUCAAUUUUGAAAAUUAUGUGAGACUUGUUUUUAAUUACAAAAAUGAAUAGAAUUUUAUUAAAUAAAGUUCUUUGUAUUAACAAAUAUGGUAUCAUCAAAACACCGUUCAUUUCAAAACGUGGUUUUGCAAAAGAAGUACGAUUUGGUCCUGAUGUUAGAUCACUCAUGUUACAAGGUGUUGAUAUUCUAGCAGACGCUGUAGCCGUAACAAUGGGUCCAAAAGGUCGUACAGUAAUUUUAGAACAAUCUUUUGGACCUCCAAAAAUUACAAAGGAUGGAGUAACAGUUGCCAAAGGUAUAGAAUUAAAAGAUAAAUUUCAAAAUAUAGGUGCUAAAUUAGUCCAAAACGUUGCUAAUAAAACUAACGAAGAAGCUGGUGAUGGAACUACAACGGCAACAGUUUUGGCACGAGCUAUUGCUAAAGAAGGGUUUGAAAGAAUAUCUAAAGGAGCAAAUCCUAUAGAAAUUAGAAAAGGUGUAAUGUUAGCAGUAGAAGCAGUUAAAGAAAAUUUGAAAGCUAUAUCUAAGCCAGUGAGUACUUCUGAAGAAAUAGAACAAGUCGCGACUAUAUCUGCAAAUGGAGAUCGAUCUAUAGGUAAACUAAUAGCAAGAGCGAUGAAUAAAGUUGGUAAGGAUGGUGUAAUCACUGUUAAGGAUGGCAAAACUUUGUUUGAUGAAAUGGAAAUAAUUGACGGUAUGAAAUUCGAUCGUGGAUAUGUCUCGCCGUACUUUAUUAAUUCCACCAAAGGUCCAAAAGUGGAAUACAACGAUGCAUUGGUUUUAUUUUCUCAAAAGAAAAUUUUUACUGCCCAGCAGCUGAUACCAGCCUUAGAAAUAGCUAAUUCCCAAAAGAAACCUUUGGUUAUUAUAGCAGAAGAUUAUGACGGUGAACCAUUGUCAGUUCUUAUAGUCAACAAAUUAAAAAUUGGCCUUCCUGUAGUUGCAGUAAAAGCUCCUGGCUUUGGAGAUUUUAGAAAAAAUGUAUUGAUGGACAUGGCUAUUGCUACUGGAGGGGUGGUUUUUGAAGACGAUCCCAAUUUAAUUAGACUCGAGGAUUGUAGAUUGGAAAGUCUCGGAAAAGUUAAUGAAGUAGUAGUAACUAAAGAUUCAACACUUUUGCUUAAAGGUCAUGGUAAUGAAGAUGACAUUAAUAAACGCAUAGAAGAAAUCAAAGAAGAAUUACAAUCUACUUCUGGUGAUUAUGAUAAAUUACGACUUUUAGAACGUAUGGCUCGCUUAAGAAAUGGCGUAGCUGUCUUGGAAAUUGGAGGAUGCAGUGAAGUUGAAGUUAAUGAAAAAAAAGAUCGUGUUAAUGACGCUUUAAAUGCUACGAAAGCUGCAGUCGAAGAGGGCAUCGUGCCAGGCGGUGGAGCGGCACUUAUUCGUUGUAUUCCAAUUUUGGACAAAUUAAAACCUUCUAAUCCUGACCAGGCUAUUGGAAUAACUAUUGUUAAAGAAGCACUUCGCACACCCUGCUUAACGAUUGCCAAUAAUGCUGGUUUAGAUGGAUCUGUAGUAGUGUCUAGAGUAGAAGAUAUGGAAGAUAACUAUGGAUAUGAUGCCAUAAAUAAUGAAUUUGUAAACAUGAUAGAAAAAGGAAUAAUUGAUCCUACAAAAGUAGUACGGAGGGCUUUGACGGAUGCUAGCGGAGUAGCAUCGUUAUUGACUACGGCUGAAGCUGUGAUUUGUGAUUUACCAAAAAUCAAAGAAACCUUAUCCGAAGUUCCGAAAGGUAUAGAUUAUUAAUGUAAAUUUUUAAAUUUACUUCCUUUAUGUUAUAGGCUUAUAAGGUGUUUCUUGUAUACCAUGUUUGACUGUCUGUUUUAUCUGAAAAGACAUAGUGUUUAUUUCUGUUAACAAAUAUAUUUUUAUAACAAUUUCAUUAGCUAUUAUUUCUGCGGCAUAAAUUACACAUAAAUUUUUAUACCACCUGUAUAGUUUUGCCUUUGUU
This is a messenger RNA of Diatraea saccharalis (sugarcane borer), 2619 nucleotides long. NCBI's taxonomy places the organism in Eukaryota, Metazoa, Arthropoda, Insecta, Lepidoptera, Crambidae. The record is from the annotation of a GenBank genome assembly.